This is a messenger RNA of Lottia gigantea (owl limpet), 699 nucleotides long. RefSeq lists its product as hypothetical. Lineage: Eukaryota; Metazoa; Mollusca; Gastropoda; Lottiidae. The record is from RefSeq and is a predicted model, not a curated record. The transcript is spliced from 4 exons. Gene Ontology annotation, molecular function: chitin binding. Bases 1 to 699 code for a protein of 232 amino acids. Gene Ontology annotation, cellular component: extracellular region.
AUGGCAUUGGCUCAACAUCCCCAUCGCUUCCCGAAAGUUGUGUGGGCGCCCUUGGGUCUAUGUGACGGCCGUGUAAUGGAUAAAGGGAUCGGAUAUAACGCCUAUCCAGAAGACUGUACUAAAUAUGUCCAGUGUUUUCAACAAGGGAAUACCUACAGAUCAGUUAUUCGUCCCUGUCCGUUCGGAACGUUCUGGGAUCAGAACGCAGUCACAUGUAGCAAUGCUGCUAAUGUAAUCUGUCGUAACGAUCUCUGCAGAACGAUGCCAGAUUAUGUAAUCUAUGCCCACAGUGGACCUGGCUGUCGUCCGCACUGGAUGUGUCUGGGACAACGCUCCUUACCCCAGUGCUGUCCCGCUGGGUCGCGCUUUAUAGAUAAAGUUGGCUGUAUUGUUGAUCCGAUGUGUAUGGAGUCGUGUAUGUCCCACCAUCAUGAGAAUCACACCUCGGCUGAAUGUAUGUUAAAAACUCACGCCGAUAAAAAGUUUUAUUUGGAAACGAUUGCUGGUUUUGGUGAAAUAGCUCGUCCCUGUGCUCCUGGUUCCAUUUUCAGUGAAAAACAAUGCACUUGUAUCUCAGCGCCUGACCUAAACCUUCACUCGCAAGGUGAACUAUCUUAUGCAAGUGUUACAUUUCAUUCUACUAACGCUUUAACAUUUUUUCAUUUUCAUUUUUCAUCAAUGGCGGCAGAAGACAAUUAA